AUGGCAGACGCUCUCACCACCACCGACCUCCAAGGCGCCCUGCCUCUUGUUGCUAGGGGCAAGGUGCGCGACCUAUACAAGGUCGACGACAAGACCCUGCUCUUCGUCGCAACAGAUCGCAUCUCCGCAUACGAUGUGAUCAUGGAGAAUGGCAUCCCGAACAAGGGCGUUCUCCUCACCCUCUGCACCCGAACCUGGUUCCAGGUCCUGACGGAAGCAAUUCCCUCGCUGCGCACACACUUCCUCACCCUCGACCUCCCGCCCCAGAUCCCCGCGCCGCUCCGUCCCGUGCUGCAGAACCGGAGCAUGCAGGUGCGCAAAUUGCGCAUUCUGCCCAUUGAAGCCAUUGUCCGUGGUUACAUUACUGGUUCGGCGUGGAAGGAAUACCAGAAGUCAGGCACCGUGCAUGGCAUCAAGGUUCCUGCUGGGUUGAAGGAGAGCGAGGCCUUUCCCGAUGGCCCGAUCUAUACGCCGAGCACGAAGGCAGAGCUGGGGGAGCACGAUGAGAAUAUCCAUCCGGAUCAGGCGGCUGCGAUUGUCGGAGAACAAUACGCGUCGACCAUUGCGUCGCUGGCAGUGACGCUGUACAAGGCCGCACACACCUACGCCCUCGAGCGCGGGGUGAUCAUCGCCGACACCAAGUUCGAGUUCGGCGUCGACGAAGAGACCAACGAGGUCGUGCUGGCCGACGAGGUCCUGACCCCGGACUCAUCCCGGUUCUGGCCGAAAGACUCCUAUGAGGUUGGGCGUGGACAGCAGAGCUUCGAUAAGCAGUUCUUGCGCGACUGGCUGGUGCAGGAGGGAUUGAAGGGGAAGGAGGGUGUGCGAAUGACCGAGGAGAUUGCACAGAAGACGGCAGACAAGUAUAGGGAGGCGUGGGAGAAGAUCACUGGGGGUAAUUAG
Penicillium lagena is the source of this 903-nucleotide messenger RNA. RefSeq names its product phosphoribosylaminoimidazolesuccinocarboxamide synthase. The record is from RefSeq and is a predicted model, not a curated record. Gene Ontology annotation, cellular component: cytoplasm. The transcript is spliced from 3 exons. Gene Ontology annotation, biological process: 'de novo' IMP biosynthetic process. NCBI's taxonomy places the organism in Eukaryota, Fungi, Ascomycota, Eurotiomycetes, Eurotiales, Aspergillaceae. Bases 1 to 903 code for a protein of 300 amino acids. Gene Ontology annotation, molecular function: phosphoribosylaminoimidazolesuccinocarboxamide synthase activity.